This is a messenger RNA of Peromyscus californicus insignis, 1986 nucleotides long. It is a transcript of the gene Kctd17, whose product is annotated as potassium channel tetramerization domain containing 17. NCBI's taxonomy places the organism in Eukaryota, Metazoa, Chordata, Mammalia, Rodentia, Cricetidae. The coding region runs from base 74 to 1240 and encodes 388 amino acids. Gene Ontology annotation, cellular component: cytoplasm; Cul3-RING ubiquitin ligase complex. The record is from RefSeq and is a predicted model, not a curated record. The transcript has 9 exons. Gene Ontology annotation, biological process: proteasome-mediated ubiquitin-dependent protein catabolic process; protein homooligomerization. Gene Ontology annotation, molecular function: cullin family protein binding.
CUGGCCUUCUGCAAAACAAGCAGUCUGGCCUAGCCAAAGCGAGAGACCAGGUGUCUGACCGCCAGUAAAGGUAAUGUGGGGCGGGACCUGCGGUCCGAGAUGCACCAGGACAGGCGCCGCGCAUCCCAGCCCUGGCUCCAGACUACAGCUCCCGGCAUACCCCGCGCCUGGUACCCGCCCGCAGCCCGCGGAGGGGAGGAUGCAGACACCGAGGCUGGCGAUGAGGAUGGAGGCCGGGGAGGCAGCGCCACCGGUGGGGGCGGGCGGCCGAGCCGGGGGCGGCUGGGGCAAGUGGGUGCGGCUGAACGUAGGGGGCACGGUGUUCCUGACCACCCGCCAGACGCUGUGCCGGGAGCAGAAGUCCUUCCUCAGCCGCCUGUGCCAAGGCGAAGAGCUGCAGUCGGAUCGGGAUGAGACCGGGGCCUACCUCAUUGACCGUGACCCCACCUACUUCGGGCCCAUAUUGAACUUCCUCAGGCAUGGCAAGCUGGUGCUGGACAAGGAUAUGGCUGAGGAGGGGGUCCUGGAGGAAGCCGAGUUCUACAACAUUGGCCCCCUGAUCCGAAUCAUCAAAGACAGGAUGGAGGAGAAAGACUACACAGUGACCCAGGUGCCACCCAAGCAUGUGUACCGUGUACUGCAGUGUCAGGAGGAAGAGCUCACACAGAUGGUCUCCACCAUGUCUGAUGGCUGGCGCUUCGAGCAGCUCGUGAACAUCGGCUCCUCUUACAACUAUGGCAGUGAGGACCAAGCCGAGUUCCUGUGUGUGGUGUCUAAGGAACUCCACAGCUCCCCACACGGCCUAAGCUCAGAGUCUAGCCGUAAGACCAAGAGCACGGACGAGCAGCUGGAGGAGCGGCGGCGGCAGGAGGUGGAGGAGGUGGAGGUGGCCCAGGUGCAGGUGGAGGCGGAUGCCCAGGAGAAAGCCCUGUCAUCUCAGGAUCCCGCUAACCUUUUCUCCCUCCCACCACCGCCUCCUCCUCCUCCGCUUCCUGCUGGAGGUCCUGCUUCAUCUUCAUCUACCUCCUCUUCCUCCUGGAUCUCAUCUGCACCCUGCCUCUUCCCUCUCUGCCCCUGCCCAGGUCCCUGUCCGCACCCUCCCAGACCCAAGCCUGAGCUUGCUGUGAGAGCUCCUCGGCCCCGCGCCCGCCCCCAGAGCUGCCGCCCCUGCUAUUACAAGCCAGAGGCACCCGGAUGUGAGCCCCCAGAUCACCUCCAGGGACUUGGGGUUCCGAUCUGAAAUCCUUUAUUUUUGUACCACGGGGUGGGCCCCCGGCCCGAGGAGGAAGACUUGCCCUGUCCCUUGUCACUGCUGCCUGCCUCUGCCGGGCGGGGACUCAAUCCUGCCUCCAGGCCCAGGCCUGGGGCCCUCGGGGACCUUGGAAGGCCUGAGGUGGGUCCUGGGCUCUCCAGGCAGAGUCACCUGCCCAUGGCCAAAGUGUGGCACUGCCCACUCCUGUCUCCCAGGCCCUUUUGUCCCCUCGCCUGGGUCCCUUUGCUGCAUGGCAGAUACACUCCCUCCCGGCCUGUCAUAGCACCCUCCUUGAGCCUCUGUCUCCAUGGCACCCCCUCCUCCCACCUACCUCACAGGGGUGUUGUGAGGACCAGGGAGGAAGGGGGAUCCUGGAAGCCCUAAGUGUCUGGGUCUGCAGCCCGUUACCUUCUAGGGGGAGGGACUCUAGCCUGGCCCCCGAGUGGGACAUGAUGGCUUCAGAUACGGGUAGGGGACCAUGUGAGGACUUAGCCAAGCAGGAAGGGAGGUACAGACUUGGCAUCACCUUGGCGGCCCCUCCCCUGUGCCACGAUGUGUUUGGCGGCAGAGUGCCCUGGCAAGUCGCGAGGCUGCCCCGGGGACUUGUGAUGGGGAAGGAAGGGGUCGGGUGUGAUAGGGGCUGAGCUGCCCCUCCCGUGUCUCCACCACCUGGGAUGGGCACACAUCUGUCCGUGGUGUCCCACCCGCCAUGAAAUAAACCUGAAUGAACAGGC